Molecule: messenger RNA, 1870 nt
Organism: Hypanus sabinus (Atlantic stingray)
Lineage: Eukaryota; Metazoa; Chordata; Chondrichthyes; Myliobatiformes; Dasyatidae
Gene: asz1
Product: ankyrin repeat, SAM and basic leucine zipper domain containing 1
Exons: 14
Coding region: 38-1612 (524 amino acids)
Biological process (GO): piRNA processing
Cellular component (GO): pi-body
Molecular function (GO): protein binding
Source: RefSeq, a predicted model, not a curated record
UCCGAGGGGCGUUGUCGUUGUCGGAGUUGGAGCCAUAAUGGCGUGUGUCCGAUGUGUGCCUGCCGGCGCCGAGUUGUUGGAUUCGGACGAGGACGGGUACAUGGACUGUGACGGCCUCGAGGACAAGAUCAUAACGGCAUAUGAAAUAAAAAACAGCUCACUGGACCAGUCAUCAGUGCUUGAACCAAAAAGCAAUGAAGCGGCAAGCGCAUUUAAAGAAGCUUUAUCAUCACAGAAUGUGUGUUUGGUUGAGCAAAUUCUGAACUCUGGUGUCGAUGUGGAGAUGCGUUUUAGUCUUGGAUGGACUCCCUUGAUGUAUGCCGCAAGCAUCGGUAACUUUGAAAUUUGUCGCUGUCUUCUUGAUAGAGGCGCUACAGCAAAUUUUGUGAAAGAUCAAUAUUCAGUGUUGAUGGCUGCCUGUGCUAGCACUGAGUCAGAAGAAAAAGUGAUGAAGUGUGUAGAAUUGCUGUUGUCCAGAAAUGCAAAUCCAAACACUGCCAGCAGAUGGUACGGGAGUCACUGGAUAGACAUCAACCCGACACGGGGAUGGCCUGUCACUGGAUCGAACUCCGUUGUCCAGCCCGACGCUGAUCUCUCUGCGCCACCAGCCGACUGUAGUCAGAUGACCCCAUUGAUGUAUGCGGCCAGACAAGGACAUACUCAAACUGUUAUACUAUUAAUGUCUCACGGAGCAGAAGUAAAUGUCCAAGAUGACAGAGGCUACACAGCACUAAUAUGGGCGUCAAGUCAAGGCCACAAAAGUACAGCACUGAAAUUAAUUGACUUCGGAGCUGAUAAGACACUGAAGACCAAAUAUGGAGAAACGGCAGCUGAAAUUGCUGAGAAAAAACAUCAUUCGCAGUUGGCAAUGUUACUCAAAGUAACUUCAAUUACAUCAUUAUCAAAAAAACUCCAGAACAUGUCUAAAGAUGAGGCAAUUUACAAAUACUUUGUAAAUAAUUCUAAUACGGAAAACAACAGUGUCAGUUUUCAUAGUUCAGUUUCAGCUUUUGGUGAAAUGGAACUAUUUCUGUCUGGGCUUGAUCUUGAACAUCUUAAGGAGUUAUUUAAGGAGAAUGAUAUAUCUUUGAGAGAUCUUAUAACAAUGGGGAAAGAAGAUCUUGAAAAGAUUGGAAUCACUUAUCCUAUUGACCAGCAGAAAAUUUUGGAUGCCGUUUAUGAAAUGCAACCAGAAGAUCAACAGGUUGCUGAAAUACCAAUGCUGAAUAAUUUUGAUUGCAGCGCUGAAGAACUUGCAGUUUUUUUAAUAAAGCUGAAGAAGCACUGCAAUCACCUGAUGGCAACAAUUCAGAAUGUGACGAAACAACUAGGAAGCAACUCAGAAUUGAGAGUACUGGAUUUGGACCCUGACAAAAAAUCAGCUUUGAUCUGUGAAGACUUGGUUAAGUGUAUUCAACAUCUGAAUAAAGAAGUGGAAAGUUUGAGGAAUCUUCUACAAAAGUUGCAGAAUAAACAGGAGAGGGCUCCCAAUCGGAUGCCACCAGUGCAAAAUAGCUUUCAUCACAAUGGAUUCUUAAAGAAGGCAGCGGUCAUCCUGUUUGGAACCGGAUUUGUUUUUCUCCUUGCGAAAGUACAUAAUAUGAGAAAUUAGUUAGAAAUUAGAUGGUGUUCUUUUUUGAAUACUUGAUUCUUGUUGACAAAGAAGUGCACUACUUGUAAUGUUCAACUGUAUGGUCUGUGUAUGUUAAGCACAAUUACAAGUUUAAAAAAGCAUCUUAGUAAUUACUACUGAAAAUGUCACCAACAGUAUGCUUACAAAUUCAAUUUUGAAUAAAACAUUUGCUGAAUUUGCAUAAUUGAUUUCAUUUCUUAGGAAUUUUUCAAUUUUUUUCCUAUGUGAACACCCACA